Diaporthe batatas is the source of this 3805-nucleotide messenger RNA. RefSeq lists its product as uncharacterized. The record is from RefSeq and is a predicted model, not a curated record. NCBI's taxonomy places the organism in Eukaryota, Fungi, Ascomycota, Sordariomycetes, Diaporthales, Diaporthaceae. The transcript has 2 exons. Gene Ontology annotation, molecular function: transmembrane transporter activity. Gene Ontology annotation, cellular component: plasma membrane; fungal-type vacuole membrane. The coding region runs from base 2000 to 3532 and encodes 510 amino acids. Gene Ontology annotation, biological process: transmembrane transport.
UGAAGUGGUGAAAAAGAGUCGAAUCGGAAGCACACAGUCUAGUUAUGAUACAUCAAGAGAAAAGAUGAAACCUCAAGUGAAUGAACAAUGAAGCGAGCAGACGCCGCAUAUCAAUCCCAAAUCACACCAGCUACCGAGCAUCAGACCCACCCCUGGAAACGGUCGAACCCCUCCUCGUGGCCCUUACACUCCUGGAUCCUCGCCUGGUAGCUCGAUGAUGGUGCCGAACAGACUCUAUCCGGGCCAGGCUCCGGGUGAUGGCCCGUCGCAGCUCAUCGACGUUCGAGAUCAGGGGCUCAUCGCCCGAGGAGAUUUGAGCCGUGGGGGUAUGGCUGACGCGCAUCAGCGCAUCGUACGUCGUCUCCAGCUCGGCCGAGAGCCGGUCUAGCGAGCUCAUGAGAACCUCGCCCCGCCUGUGGCGGCGGCGCCGCUGCCUAUCCUCGAGCGAGGACUGGGACGGGGACUGCUGUAAGUGAGGCUGUGGCUGCGGCUGCGGCUGCGGCUGCUGUUCGGCUGCCCUUGCUGAUGUCGCCGUGGCCGUACCCUUUGCGGCCUCCUCGGAUGGCGAGUCCUUCUGGCGCCGGAAGAAGUUGUGACGGACGACGUAGUCGACGACUUCCUCGAGCAACUGGCCAACCAACAUGCUCAUUGCCGCCUGGCCCAGCCCAGAGCCCCCGUCGCUGUGCUGGCUUCCGCUCCCGCGACCUCCUUGCUGCCCGCCAUGCCCGUUCCUGCUGCUGCUUCUCCCGCCAUGCGGCUCCCGCUGCUGUGGAUACCUGCCUGCUGCGUUCCGCAGUGCAUGCUGUCCGAGCCGCCGGGUGACAUCGCUCCGCUCGCGAGAAGGUCUCAGGACAGGCCUCGCCUGCCGGGGCCUCGAGCGACGGGAUGAGAUGUUUGGAUAUUGAGGUGCCAUUGUCUGACUGGACCUCCUGGGAGUUUUGCCGUAAUUUGAUAUAUACCAGUCGAUACGAAUGUUGGGCGUGUAGUAUUAGCAGGUGAGACGUGUCUGAGUCUAAGUGUAUGCUCUAAAGAAAGGACGAUGCUAAUUCGAUGUAGGAGGAAGCAAAAAUGUCGAGGAGUUCUGGUCUUCUUUUCUUCUUAACCUCUGUUUUGAUAAGCCGGGUUGGAGAUGUGACUGCUGAGCCUGGUCAUCUGCCCAGGCUGCGCCCCUUGUGACCUGGCAUGGCUGGCUGCCUUGAGCCAUGUGAGAGGACUCCAAAUGCCUGAGUCACCCUCAACACCACGCCAGCUGCCUCGAUGCUGUCCAAAGAAUGAGCAUCAGGAGGCUUAAAAUGAACACGUCUUAAAAAAUGCGUUAGAUAUUCGUCGUUGCCCACAUCUUGUAAGGCGUCUGCUGACAACAUGCUACAUCUCUGGAUGAGUGUUGUCAGACGGCGCUGGAUGAGUGGUGCCGGCAACAUCCGAACAACCUUGGAACUCUUCAUGGGCGUCAGGGUCCAACCCUGGAUGUCAAUCCAAAACAUGCCAAAAAAACUAAAAUCCAUCUGUCAUAGUCAUGCCAGGCUUUGGCCUCGCGAGACCGCGUCGACCCUGUCGUUUAUUCCCACACGGUAUGGACCGGCGCCCCUUCGGUCGAACCGUUGUGGCAAUAUGGCGAGACGCUAUCAAGCGUCUAGGGCCUUUCGGGACCCUCGUAAAUGUGGACCAGCAGAUAAGAAUAGGCCGUAGAAGGGCCAUGGAAAGAACCCUGGGCAGCCUGGGAAACUCCUUACGUACGGGGGAUAAUGCAACAGGUACGUAAAGGGUCCGCUCCACAACGCCCACACGAGCGGAAAAAAUUCACAACGCACAUAGGGUCCAAGCACGAGUGUCGCGUGUCCAGCUUCCGGAUUCUUCUCCUUCUCUCUUCCUUCUCUCUCUCUCUCCCUCUCCCUCCCAAGAUGGGGGAGACGAGAACACCUGCCUGAGUGAGCAGCCUGAUCAGUGAUCUCCAACCACCGACGACAACAACACCGGACCACGGCCGCCAGUCAACAAGAUGGCUCCAGCUUACGACGAGGAGAAGAAGCUCGACCGGGUCGGGUCGCAGCCCGCCGACUCGGCGUCCGAGUCCGUGGGCAGCGGCAACUCGGGCAUGUUGGACAAGCUCAUGUCGCUGGAGGCGACGAUGGACUCCAAGCUGGGCAUCGAGUCGCAGGCGAUCCAGCGGAUGCGGCCCGAGGACAAGCGGCCGCAGUCGUGGCACGAGCAGGCCACGAUGGCGCUGCUGUGGGCGGGCGCGACCAUGAACGUCUCGUGCCUGUCGACGGGGUUCCUGGGCUGGGAGUUUGGGCUGGACCUCGGCCAGAGCAUCCCCAUCACCAUCUUCGGCACGCUGCUGGGCGCCUCGGUGGCCGGGUGGUGCGCCACGCUCGGCCCCGGGACGGGCCUGCGGCAGAUGUCCAUCGCCCGGUACAGCUUCGGCUGGUACCCGUCCAAGAUCCUGGCCGCCCUCAAUGUCAUCUCGCAGAUCGGGUGGAGCGCCGUCGGCUCCAUCACCGCCGGCUCCGCGCUCUCGGCCGUGUCGGACGGCAGGCUGAGCUCCAUCGUCGGCAUCGUCAUCAUCGCCGUCUGCAGCUCGGCCCUCAACUUCUGCGGCCUGCGCGCCAUCCUCGAGUACCAGAAGUACGCGUGGGCCGUCUUUUUCGUGCUCUUCAUGAUCAUGUACGGCGAGAUGGCCCCCCGUGCCGAUGUUGCGACCAAGAGCACCCUGGCCGGCGACGACAAGGCCGGCGCCGUGCUGUCGCUGCUGGCCAUCGUCUACGGCUCGUCCGUGUCGUGGGCCACCAUUGCUGCAGACUACUACGUCCAGCAUCCUAUCAACACCUCCAAGUUCAAGGUCUUUACGCUCACCACCAUGGGUAUCGGCAUCUCCACCUGCAUUGGCAUGGUCCUUGGCUGCGUGGGCUCCACCAUGGGCGUCGACCAGGAGCUCGCCGAUGUGUACGAGCAGCAGGGGGUCGGCUUCCUCCUCCAGACCAUGCUGUUCCCGCGCGGCUUCGCCAAGUUCAUCCUCGUCGUGCUGGUCCUCGCCGGCAUCGGCAUGAACUGCAUCAACCUCUACUCGUCGGCCCUGUCGGUGCAGCAGUUCGCACGGCCCCUCGCCCGCAUCCCCCGUUUCGUCUGGACCGUCGUGCUCUUCGGCAUCACCCUGGGCAUCGCCGCCGGCGGCAGGGAGAACCUCAACGCGUACCUGCAGAACUUCCUCGCCCUGCUGGGCUACUGGGCCACCUCGUUCUUCGUCAUCCUCUGGUGCGAGCACUACGUGUUCCGCAAGGGCAGCUGCGACAACUACGACCUCGAGGCCUGGAAUGACCCCGCGAGGCUGCCCCUGGGCCUCGCUGCGCUGGUUGCGUUCCUGGUCGGCGUCGUCGGCUGGGUCCUCGGUAUGGUGCAGACCUGGUUCACGGGCCCCAUAGGCAAGCUGCUGGGGAGCGCUGGCGGGGAUGUCGCAAACGAGCUGACCUUGGUCUUUACCCUGGUCUUGUUCGUUCCCUUGCGGUGGCUGGAGCUGAAGUACAUCGGUCGGUAAGCAUUUGCGGGGCAACAAGGUGCAUUGCACUGGAUCGGGAGGUCACUCGCCUGAGGGCAGCAUUCUGCCUACAUGGAUAGCUUGGUUUGAACACAAGUUCAGACUAGAUCCAAUCACUCAACUCGACAGACGGGAAUGAUCCACUCGGCAAAUUGAGUUGAAUAAUGUGGUUGGCAAUGACGUGACUUCUGUGAGGUGCGUCCACAGGCUGUAAAGGCUGACCUUCGAAGCUACCGUAUGUCAGGUAAGUCUGAAAGCGGAGUAGACUUUGCC